AUGUUGCACUGGCAAGACUGGGUCGAAGACAUUGGAUUGUCCAUGGAUUAUGAAGAAAGAAGCUUUGCUAGAAGAAUGCUGGAGUCCACGUUGCUGGCAACUGUUGUCAUGCAGGGGGGGGGGGGGCAAAGCUGCAACCCAUGUCCUCCAGCCCUGAACCACACCAGCGAGACUUUUUGCGAGUAA
This is a messenger RNA of Cordyceps militaris CM01, 186 nucleotides long. RefSeq lists its product as uncharacterized. The record is from RefSeq and is a predicted model, not a curated record. NCBI's taxonomy places the organism in Eukaryota, Fungi, Ascomycota, Sordariomycetes, Hypocreales, Cordycipitaceae. Bases 1 to 186 code for a protein of 61 amino acids. The transcript has a single exon.